AGAGAGAGAGAGAGAAAGAGAGAGACGGGGUGGAGCAGCUGCACACUUCUUUAAAGCACACUGUAAUUUAAUGAAUGGACCUGGAAGUGUAGGAAAGUAUCUCAGCUGCGUGAGACAGACAAGCUGCGUUCACAAAACAAGGGAGUUUCAGUGAGUGAAAGUGAAUGGAUUUGAAGGAAAAAACUGUGGCUCUGGCCAGGCUGCUGCAUAAGGACUGCACCCAGUUACUGGAGUUAUACACUACUCGGGAAUCUCUGCCGUCUAACUCUGUAUCCGGGUCACAGUUGGUGUCCAUCCCUCCGCUAACAUCUCAACUCUCACCCUCUGAGAAAAUCUGCUUCCUGCACGCAGCUCUCCGAGCGUGUCUCCGUCUGCUGGACCAGGCCAUAACCCGCGAGGAUGCCAUCUUCCCUGACACACCUGAGGAUGAGUACACAAAACAGCGAAAAACUGUGAGAGAGCGACUGGAACACCUGGUGCUGAGCACAGAGCGCCUCCUGGUGGGGGGAAAGAGGUGUGACGCUGAGGCAAAGGACUUGGUGGAUAGUGAAGCGUUUGCUCUGAAGAAGUGGAUCCUCCAGGUUCUGCAGGAUCUUGUGUACUGGUCCAACAAGACAGCUGAAACUCUCCAGACCUUGCCUGCUCUCACGGCCAAGAAACCAGUGAGAACGAGAAGAGAAACAAGAAGGAUGGAGGCACGCAAACUACGCAAAUAAACAUCUACCAAGUGUGUGUAUUAGGGAGAGAGAGAGAGAGAGAGGAAGAGACAGACAGACAGAUAUAGAGAAAUAAUGUAAUGAGAGAGAGAGAGAGAGAGAGAGGAAGGGUUUAAAACAUAUACAUAUAAACCACAGUUGAACCACUUUAGUAAAGUAACACAACAUUUCCACAGACCCACAUGACUAAUAACAGUGAUGGUGAAGGCAGUUUUAUUAUUAUUUACUUUAUUCAGAUUUAAUUUCUAUAUUUUGUCGCCCUCUACUGGACAAAACACAUUAUCACAUUACAAAAUAUGAGCUUUCCAGCUUUUGGCUCAGCUUUUGUAGUAUAAAUCAGGAGGAUAUUGUAUAGUUUAUUAACUUAAAGGGCAUUUAAAUUUUUAUUUCAAAUAUCAGUAAUACUUAUUUAUUUUAUUCCUUUGUUGUUUGACGUGUUAUAGUCAUACAACAUAGAUACCGUCUGCAAAAUAUCGUGAUAUAUAAGUUUAAAUCGCCUUUCCCUAGCGUCCAGGAUGCCUAUACGCCCUAACUGUCACCAAAUUUACAUCAUUUAUUUAUUUUUUGGUUAUAUAUAAAUGUUCAUGUAGCUAACAUAUCAAAAAGUCAUGUUUAGGACGGUUCCUGUUUCCUUGACGCGAGAACACUGUUGCUAGGCAACUGGGAAAUAUGGACGCCACGCAUAACCUAGCUAGCUAAUCACUGAGGCUAGCGAGUAAAAUCUUUUAUACUUACAAAAUCUUAGUUAUUGUAAAGGUGCAGUGAGUGUAGAAAACAUACAGAAUUAUCAGAAAUAUCAACAUUUACCUCAGAUGUGUUGAUAAAUUACUUAGAAAAGACUUCCUAAGACUAGAAUUACAUUUUAAUUCCAGUUAGCAUUGACCGCUAACACAACUCCCACAGGUUCAGCCGCGUUCACAAAUUAAAACUCCUUAAAAGAUUUUUUUAUCAAUCAAAACUAUUAAGGAAUAUUUCAGUGUACAGUAUAUUAAAUUUAAAUUUAUGAUUAUUAUUAUUAUUAUUAUUAUUAUUAUUAUUGACAAUAAAUACAUUAUAAUACAAUGAAAAAAGGACAUUUAAUUUAUGGCAUUUAAUUAACAAAUAAUUUAAUUAUUAAUACUUUAUUUACUCAUUAAUAAGUUAAAUAAUGACAUGUUGCACAAAGUAUACAUUUAAAUGUUUGUUUAUUUAAUUAUAAAAAUAUUUAUUUCAAUGCUAUGUCUUUUAAAUAGUCUGAAAUAUUAAAUAUUGGGCUGUAACGCUGUUGUUAUGAACAAUCAUCACCUAAAGCGCCUAGUAAACAAAACAUUUUAGGAAAAUCAGAAAGAAUCAGAAAGAAUCAGGAACAGUUAGACGUCUGGUUUGUUUUUGUUAGAUUUUGUGCUUGAAUACUUGCAGUGUGUGAGAUCUGCAACACCACAAGACCAUUACAAGUUUAUUCUUGAAAUAUUAGCACCUUUUUCAAAUAUCAAUAUUGUGAUUUUAUUCCCUGAAUGUCAAAAUCUAUGACUUUGUUUAUCAAAAGGUUACUAAUUUGUUUAGGAAGUAGUGCAUUUUAUUUAUUUUUUUUAAACUAGUGACACCAAAACACUGUUGUACUAAUGAACAUGGUCACAAAAAGGUUUAUUCAACAUUCGACACAAAAGUGGGAAGUCGGAAUUACGUCAUUUUUGUAAGUUUGAGCUACAAAGUGGGGGAAAAAACAUGGAUGCCUCGUUUGAUUUAUGUUAUCAACGAGCUAGCCAGCUAACUGUGAUGAGUGAUGUAUAUUUACCUCCUCAAAACAGUGAGUCAGUGUUAUAGAUUUAACAAGCGAAUGUAUCUGUAUGUUGAUCGAUCUAAAGCUUAUGCUUGUAUAUACAGUAUAACUCAUUUAAAGGUAAAAAAGUGUUACUUUGUUUACUGCUGAUGCAGUGAGCAGCCAUCUUGAUUUGAUGUCACUUGCUGAACUCGAGGGUGAGAAGACCGUCCCUUGUUUAUGAGUAGUUAUUUUGAGUAGAGAGGAUGAUUUCUUUGGUUUUUCCUAGCCUGAUGUCCGAAAGCCAAGUUACGUGUUUUAGUCGAAUGCCACAAUAGUGUCAUGCCCAUUUUUAGUGCAGCAAUGCCCCCUGGUGGACCCACUGAGAAUGUAAAUUGGACGAAGAGAAAACAUGUUUAUUGACACCCAAAACAUUUUUAUAAAAUGGCAGACACUGAACAAAGACACACUCUUUUUUGUUUUAUUCGAGGCAUGUCAGAUAAUAUAUUAUAUUUUUAUUAGAUUGAAUGUAAACAUCGUAAUAUAGUGAUUUAGAUUAUUACUGCUGUAAACAUUUAGUCACUUUUAUUCACUGUUAAGAAACACAUUCCUGUCCAUUAUGUUCUGAAAACAUACUUCCUGUUAUUUUUACAGAAUUAGUGGAGCUUCCAAGCUUUUGGAAUAUGUAAAAGUCACACAUUAAUACUACACACUAGUCGAGUGCUCAGAGUGGAUUUGACCAGGUGAACAAAAGUAACACAAACUAAAUUAACACUAAAAAUGCGUUUUAACCAUACAUUCACACUAGCACGCAACAAACAAGCGUUCUUUCUAUAUACAUUUUCUACAUACAUGUGCAAACGAUUUCUCGAAUGACUCCUCAGACCAAACCUACAGCGCAUGUGGUGCAACGUUUCUUCAGUUCCAUGCUCACAAUUUUAGCUCCUGCAAAUAGUUCUCAUUUACCGUUAGACAUAAAAAUGGAAGGAAAACAUAUAACUGUGGUUUAUAUGUGUAUAGAGACAUUAUGAAGAAAAAUAAAGCCUGAAAAGAAGUAGCAGGGAUUGUUGGUGUCUCUGGUGAGGGUAUGUAGCUAGUACAGAUAGCUCGCUUUGCUAAUCUAAUCUGAGUAUGUAGCUAGUACAAAGCCGAGCACAUAACGUGUAAAUCGAACAAUCGAUUUUCACACUGAUUAGUGCAUUAUUUAAUUUGUGUUUAACUAGAAAGCUUUAGACACUAUAUCUAGCUACUGCAGUUUCUUAUCUGAGCUAAAAAAAAAAAAAGCUGGACAGGCCACGCCCACAAGCGAUAACAGUAGCAGUCUCUACAUAGCAACAAGUGGCACUUGAAAUCAUUCUGCCUGUUUCUCUCUGCUUCCGCUCAUUUUAUGCUGCUAUUUGCUAGCCAAGCUGGAAAUGUUGAGAACUUUUCAGAUGGGCAACCACGUUCUCGUUCCUCCUCUCUUAUUGCGUCCUGUGUGAAAAGCCCUUUCCACUGACUCUGCUUAAAUCUGUUACAUAUGCGCACCUUUACUCUUGUUUUUUAUCUGAAUAUACUGAGCAGAUAUCUGAGAGAUUUAUCUAAAAGACUGAGAAAUCUCUAUAUACAUGUGACCAUCGUAUGAUGUUAGAAAUAGAGAUAACACACCUGCGACUACUGAUAUAAUGAUCUCUGUUAUCUUUACUAUUUUCCUCAUUUUAGAUUUCUCACAGGAUCACUAAUCUGUUCAUACAUAGGCAUUAACUGUUUAUAUCUGCCUUAGAAACAAAAUUCCAGCAUGAGCCUUUAUCAAAAUGUCUUUAAAAUGAUGCAAAAUGUAGCCUACAUGUUAUUGUGUGUCAAAGUGAUUGUGUUUUUGUAUAUCUGUUUUGUAUCUUUUAUCUUUAUAUACAUUUAAAUAUACAGUAUAUACAAAAUUGUAUAUAUGAUUGUAUAUUAAAAUUGUAUGACUGCUUUUCACUUUAA
Messenger RNA from Pangasianodon hypophthalmus (striped catfish), 4419 nucleotides. RefSeq names its product ciliary neurotrophic factor (gene cntf). Gene Ontology annotation, biological process: negative regulation of neuron apoptotic process; ciliary neurotrophic factor-mediated signaling pathway. Gene Ontology annotation, molecular function: ciliary neurotrophic factor receptor binding. NCBI's taxonomy places the organism in Eukaryota, Metazoa, Chordata, Actinopteri, Siluriformes, Pangasiidae. The transcript is spliced from 4 exons. The record is from RefSeq and is a predicted model, not a curated record. Bases 165 to 716 code for a protein of 183 amino acids.